Messenger RNA from Corticium candelabrum, 1291 nucleotides. RefSeq names its product BTB/POZ domain-containing protein 10-like. Gene Ontology annotation, biological process: positive regulation of phosphorylation. The record is from RefSeq and is a predicted model, not a curated record. Gene Ontology annotation, molecular function: protein binding. Bases 16 to 1104 code for a protein of 362 amino acids. Lineage: Eukaryota; Metazoa; Porifera; Homoscleromorpha; Homosclerophorida; Plakinidae. The transcript is spliced from 7 exons. Gene Ontology annotation, cellular component: cytoplasm.
ACCACAACCGUCAAUAUGGCGGAUAGUCAAGACGAGGAGGUUUCUUCAAUCAUCUCUCCUCCUCUCUCUCGAGGCUCUCCCGUUCCCAUUCUAAAAACGAGCUCAUCAAGAAGUCAAGUACUCGACUCUCCUCCUCCCCGUAAACGUCUCCACUUGUGUUAUGUCGCCACGUCAGACAGUGAAGUGAGUCAAGAAGAGGCGCUCGCCUCGACGGAGACGAUUACGGACGGCGAACGGCCGACGACGGAGCCGCAAGAGAAUUCGUCGAGCGAGCGGCUUACGCUGAUUGUCGAUGGCACUCGAUUUGUUGUGUCUCGUCGACAGCUUGUGGCUCAUCCUGAUACGAUGCUGGGAAGAAUGUUUGGUACCGGGUUGGACACGGGAGUAACAAAGGCUACUGCACGAGGCGAGUAUCUCGUCGCACAAGGCGUGACAUCAGAGAUAUUUCGAACCAUCCUGGCGUAUUACAAGAACGGUGUAAUGCAGUGUCCUGCAAUAGUCAAUAUUGCUGAUUUGAAGGAAGCAUGUCAGUACUUUCUCGUCCCUUUCUCGACGGACACCGUCAAGUGUUAUAAUCUCAGGUCGUUGAUGCAUGAACUGUCUGACGAUGGUGCAAGACAUCGUUUUGAAGUGUUUCUUGAAUCGAGUUUAAUUUCAACUCUUGCAAAGGCUGCACAGACUGGUGACAGAGAGUGUCAUGUUGUAAUCCUGAAAGACGAAGACUGUGUGAAUUGGGAUCCAGACUAUCCACCUAACACAGGAGAAGAGUAUCUACAAAUCGUUCGCAAUACAAACAUGGUCCGCUUCCUCAAAUAUUUGGAAAAUCGAGAUGUCGCUAAGCAUGUGUUGAAAGAGAGAGGACUGAAGAAGAUACGUCUUGGGAUAGAAGGUUACCCGACUCACAUGGAAAAGCUAAAGCAUCGUCAAAACAGCGAUCGUCCCGAAGUCAUCUACAACUACAUCCAGCGUCCCUUCAUUCGCAUGUCGUGGGAAAAGGAAGAGGCAAAGAGUCGCCACGUCGACUUCCAGUGUGUCAAAGCAAAGGCAGACGUACCACCCGACGCUGAAGCAGGAGCAUUACUUUCAGACCCAACGUGGGACUAGAUAGCAUAUAGAUAUCUAAGAGUUGAUAUAUAUACAGAGUUGAGUUUAUGUUGAAUUUUGGGAAUUUUGUUUACUACAGGCUGGACGCUAACUAAAACUUGAUUGAAUGCUCACUGAUAGAUGUCGUCUCACUGCUGUAAUCAUUUUAGAUUAAUUUUUGAGUAACAACAUGGCGUGUUCUCGUUUG